This is a messenger RNA of Pestalotiopsis fici W106-1, 1500 nucleotides long. RefSeq lists its product as uncharacterized. The transcript is spliced from 2 exons. The record is from RefSeq and is a predicted model, not a curated record. Gene Ontology annotation, molecular function: aspartic-type endopeptidase activity. Gene Ontology annotation, biological process: proteolysis. Bases 1 to 1500 code for a protein of 499 amino acids. Lineage: Eukaryota; Fungi; Ascomycota; Sordariomycetes; Amphisphaeriales; Sporocadaceae.
AUGAAGUCCGUCGCUACCGUGGCGACCGGCUCACUGCUGGCUGCUGUUGCGCAAGCACAGGUGGUCCAAUGGGACAUUCAGAAGCGGGCCACCAAGCACAAGGAUGGAAUCCUGAGGCGUGACGCAUCGACCAUCACCGAAGUCAUCACAAACGAAGAAGCUAGGGGAGGAUACUUUGCCUCCGUGUCAAUUGGAACGCCGCGCCAGAACUUGACCUUGCAACUCGACACCGGCAGUAGCGAUAUCUGGGUCCCAUCGAGUAGCGCAUCUGUUUGUUCAACCUCUUCCUCUGGCAGUCGAGGCGGAUCAAGUAGCAGCAGCGACGGCUGCACGUUCGGUUCCUUCAAUUCGGAUGAUUCGAGCACCUAUACUGUUGUCGGCCAGGAUGAAUUCAGUAUUUCCUACGUCGAUGGAAGUUCUUCCAAGGGCGACUACUUCACCGACGACUUUGAAAUUGGUGGUACCAGUCUUAGCAACGUGACAAUGGGUCUUGGUGAGGAAACUGAUAUUGCAUACGGUCUGGUCGGAGUCGGUUAUGCCAUCAACGAAGCCAUCGUCGGUACCGAGCAGUCCUAUUCGGCCGCAUACGAUAACCUGCCUGUUCAGAUGCAAAAGGAGGGUCUCAUUGCCACCAACGCUUACAGUCUGUGGUUGAACGAUCUUGAUGCAAGCACUGGCAGCAUUCUAUUUGGUGGAAUUGACACAGACAAGUACGAGGGUGACCUGAGCCGUAUCGACGUCAUCCCGGACUCCAGUUCUGGUCGUUACACCUCGUUUGAGGUGUACCUGACAUCAGUCACUGCCAACUCUUCUUCCGGUAGCGACAGCCUGUCUUCGAGCGAAUAUCCCAUUCCUGUUGUGCUGGACUCUGGCACCACUCUGAGCUACCUCCCCACCGACCUUGCUUCCCAAAUGUGGGAGGAAGUCGGUGCUAUCUACUCUAGCGAUCUCCAGUCUGCCAUUCUGCCGUGCUCCAUGGCUAGCAGCUCUGGUCAGUUCCUCUUCCAGUUUGCAGGCAGCGAAGGCCCCCAAAUCGCUGUCGGCAUGGAUGAACUUGUCCUCUCGCUCGUCACAUCGGGCUCCAACCCCACCUUCUCCUCUGGUGAAUACCAAGGACAAGAAGCCUGCCAAUUCGGUGUCCAGAACUUCAGCAGCGAUCCGUUCCUUCUCGGCGACACCUUUUUGAGAUCAGCCUAUGUUGUCUACGAUCUGGUGAACAACCAAAUCGGAAUCGCCAAGACUGACUUCAACGCCACCACUUCCAACGUUGUCGCAUUUGCCAGCGAAGGUGCUGAGAUUCCGAGCGCCACCGCUGUUGCCAACCAAGUCACCAGCUCUGCCGGCAGUGGUUCAGUCACGACUCCCACGUAUGGCGCAAGUGCUGGCUUCGGAACAAAGAGUGCCGCUUCAUCAGUCCCUGCUUUUGAUUGGGCCAAGGUCGGUGUCAUGGGCGCAGCCACUCUGUUCAUGUUUGUGGGCAGUGGCUUCUUCCUUCUAUAG